AUUCAGCAUGAAGCGUCACCAGCUGACAGCUGUUGACGCUUCAUAAUUGUGAAAUUUCUGGUUAACGUGAAAGUAUGUUAUUAAGUGAUGAAUUCCGCAUAUUAGAAUCACCAGAAAUAAAUACAGUCUGCAGUUCAAUAUUUAAGUUAUAAAAGGGUUUGAAUUAUUUAUUAAGUAUAAUCAACAGAAAUUUCUCGCUGGUCAACCUUCAGACAUCAGAUUCUUGAAGCAAACAACGGCAAUGUCUCAGAUUUCCAUCCGUAAUGCUAUCCUCACAGAUGUUCCAGGUAUCCUUGAGCUAGCUCGAAUCAUUGGUCGUUACGUAACGUUUGAAGAUGAACUUUUUUCUUGGAUGACAUUGGACUCUCAAGCUAUAGUUGUUGCUGAGAACAUCCAGCUUAAGCAGAUUGUUGGUACAUGUUCAGGUAUGGCUUAUGGACCAGGUCGUGGUUUUAUGGGAUUCUACAUGGUGAGAGAAGAAUACAGAGGUCGCGGAAUCGGAACACAGUUAUGGAAUAAGGCCAUGAAACAUCUAGAAGGUCGAAAUAUCGGCGUUCGAGGAUUAGAGAAUAUGUUUAGUCUGUAUACAGAUAAGCGGGGCUUCGUCCGCCAACCAAACUAUGUCAUUUGCUUCUACAAAUGUUCUGGAAGUUCUCUAAUUUUACCCAAACUGAAUCUUGAUAGUAUUGGAAUCGUUUCAUUGAUGGGUAAAGGAGUACGGCUAAGAAACGCUGAACUGCUAGCAGUCAUUCGUGAUUUGAAACGUAAUCUUGCACAAAACUCAAGUCAGCAUGCUUCGAAAGACCCGGAAAUUUCUUAUAUAGACACUGUUGAAAAUAUUAUAGUUGAAGAAUGGAAAAAUACCCCGAAAUUUGGAAGAUCCAUCGAAAAUUUACUAAAUAAAGUAGUAAAUUAUGACCGCCUGUUUCAUGGUUAUGAUAGGUCUUUUAUAGUUGCUCAGACUCUGUCCUGGCGUUCCUGCAAGACGAAAAUCGCAGUAAUUAACGAAAGAGUUGUAGGUUAUUUAUGUUUAAGACCAACCGUGUUAGGAGUUUGGAUGAUUUCUCCAUUCUACGCUGACUCAGAAUAUAUUGCAGAGUUGUUAUUAGUUUCUUUACUGUCCGAUGUAAAAUUUUCGGAAAUAACUGAUGGAAUUCAAAUUCAAUUUCCCGAUAAAAAUCCUUAUUGUCUGAAGCUUAUUCAAAAAUAUGAGUUUCGGGAGGAAGGUCUUCGAAUUUCUACUGGUUAUAACAGGACCUGUACCGAGGUUGAUGUCUCAAGAUUAUAUUCCUUCCACUCUACAAUGUUCUGCACUGAAUGACAUUAAAUUACACCAGACGUACUUUACACUAAAUGGUAAUAUAUGUUACUUUUCUUUCAAAAAAUAUUAAGGCCUUUAUGAAAUCGACAAAAUACAUUUUAAUAAUUUUUAUUGGUCUAAGGAAAAAAGCGUUUUUAUCAGAUUAUAAUUGAUCCUUGUGUAGGUUCAAAUAUACUCAGUUUUAUUUAUGUGAUUAAUCUAUCCGUUAAAGUUGCA
This is a messenger RNA of Stegodyphus dumicola, 1537 nucleotides long. RefSeq lists its product as uncharacterized. The record is from RefSeq and is a predicted model, not a curated record. Lineage: Eukaryota; Metazoa; Arthropoda; Arachnida; Araneae; Eresidae.